Messenger RNA from Drosophila serrata, 7451 nucleotides. It is a transcript of the gene Sptz, whose product is annotated as zinc finger FYVE-type containing 26 spastizin. Gene Ontology annotation, cellular component: lysosomal membrane; centrosome; midbody. Gene Ontology annotation, molecular function: phosphatidylinositol-3-phosphate binding; metal ion binding. The record is from RefSeq and is a predicted model, not a curated record. Gene Ontology annotation, biological process: mitotic cytokinesis; double-strand break repair via homologous recombination; regulation of cytokinesis. NCBI's taxonomy places the organism in Eukaryota, Metazoa, Arthropoda, Insecta, Diptera, Drosophilidae.
AAGAUCGAUCCGGCUGGUCGAAGAUAAUAUGUGGGUGUUUCUUAUCGUCUCCCGCUUGCCCGUGGAAGCCUGAAGCUUAAACAGCUGCUCUGCGGAGUGCAGGGGCCGCCUGAACAAAAGCGAGAGCAAAACGCAAGCCCGCAUUGAGAUAUAUGUAUAGGCGAAAUCAGCAAUCAGCGGCUGCACUUAGAAGUCAGCAGACCGAUCGAACAAUGAACCAGCGACUCUAGAAGAGCAGAGUACACAAAGUUGGACUCUCGAGGCAGAGCAACAGGUGACCCACAAUGGCCGAGUUACAGGAACAUAAUCAGCGCCAACUACUGGACUUGUUGUCCGCGGAACAGCGGCAAGUUUUCGAGACCUUUAUACAGUGGCUUCAUGGCAAGGCCACAGGACCAGUGCAAGCCCAUCAGAAUGCCUUGCAAACCAUUCUACGGAAGUCACCCUAUCCCGCCCUGCAGUUACUACAGCUGCUGCAGGUUCAUUCCAAGCUGCACAUCGGACAAAUCAUAGCCGCCGUACUGCAGCAGCUUCUAACUGAAGGCGAUAUCUCAUCGUCGAGUUCUCUUUGUUUUCUGGCAAACUUUCCUGACAGCAUUUUGGAAGCAGCCACGCUACGCCAGAAGCUAAUGACGCGCCUAGCGUAUGAUUCAGCAAGCAAAGAACAUAUUUUGUUAGCGCUGCUGGCCCGAACAGAAGGUACACUGCUGGAAGAUGUCCUUCACGAAAAACAACAGGUCAUGCGAACGCAGUGCAGUGAGGCAGUGGCACCCACCCGAGAAUUGGUCCUGUGGCUAGCCCAGGACCAACAGGAGCACUUCGUGGCCACUAUGUGCCAGCAGCUAAAAGAUUUUGAAGGCUUCCAGGAUCGCACACUAAGGAAUACCUUGCUUAUCCUGCGUCUGGCCAAUGAGUUUACGCUGGGAACCCAGACCUUGGAUGAGCUGGGAUGCCUGGACAAGUGUUUGAAGGAGUUUGACCCUGCUGCAGUGUCCGAAGAGCUGCAAGAAGUGCACAAGUUCUUUUUCGCCGACUUCCAGCGCCUGGCCACUAUGCUCAAUUUUCUGCAACCGAGGGAGGCAAGCAAAACCCUCAAAGUGGAGGCUCUAUUGCGGGCGCCGGGCGUGCUCCCCCUGAUCCACGACUACGGUAUACAAUGCGAGCACCAAGAGCUGCUCGGUCUACUCGAGGACACUCACAAAUGGCAGCUUCAAACUCCGGCACUAAAGUGCCUUUACCAGCAGGAGACGGAAAUCCUCAGCUACUACACGGCGCUCUGUCAUGUCUACAAUAUGAUUCUAGAUCAGGGCGAACAGUCAACCAAGGCCAAGUUGGUGCAGCUUUCCGGACAAAUGAGGCAACUUCAUCAGCUGGGUACGUUGUGUUCUCUGUUAGAGGACAUAUUCCUUUUGGUCUUCCUGCGCUGGGAGCAGCUGGACCAGAGCCCUCAUAAGAGGAGGGAAGAGCAAGACGACGAUGACGAAGAAGAUGAUGACGAACAAUAUGUGGAUGAUGAUGUCACGAAACCACAGCGACCUGCCGCCGCUCCAAGUUACAGUCUGCGGACGCGAUAUGGUUUCAUCUGUCGCUCGCCCUCGCUACAAGCCCUCUUCACCUUUCUCCGGGCCUUUGUCACCAAGAAACUGCACUCGCAGGACUACAAGUGCGCCGCGGAGCAUCACCAGAGAUUCCAACGACUUGUGGACGCUGUCAAUGAGACUCUGUGCAAGUUGGGGGUCCUUAACAAGAUCGAUCAGUCUCUGGCUGCUUCGGCACCUUCUCUAAACUGCCUUCUGGAGCCGGAACAGCUGCUGCAGUUAGUUCAACUGCACAGCACGGCCAAGGAGAAGGCCUCCAGCGAAGACGAGAGCCGAGAACGCAGCAACCACGCAUCCAGCCUUAGCAGGAGAAAGGUCCGAAAGCAACGAAGGGCGGUUAGUUUCAGUGGAGCAGCGGUUUUAAAGACUCCCACAGACGGAGGACUCCCCAUGGAGCAGUACAGAGCCCGGGCCCAGUUGCUCUCUAGCCAUGGCAGGAAGAACUCCUGCGUCAGUUCUCCCGGCGAGCGUUCCAUCAUUCCAAAAAUGUUAAGUACACCGGAGCAACUGGCAAUCAUGGCACUGGCCCUCAAAAACUUUAAUGAUGUCAAGCAGAUCAUCGAGCAGACCUUCCACCUGGAACAGAGCCAGCUUAAUCGAGAGCUUCAGUUCAUGGAGCAGCAGCAGCUGGUUAAGCAAAAGCUGGCCACCAUCUAUGACAACUACCAGGCUUUGGAGUCACGCCACCCAAACUCAGAUGAGACCACCGUGGAACAGAUCAAGGGCGUGGCAGCCAAGGGCUUCGAGCUGUCCAAGAUCAUUAGUGUGGUAGACAACUUCGCCCAGGCUCAGCGCCUGCAGCAGAGUCCGGAAUUGAAGGCGCUUAUCCUGCGGCAUCAGUCCGGUUUCCUGCAGCAGUUCGAGGAGCGCAACCUGAACGCUUUAAUCAUCUGCGACCUCAUUGUGAAUCUGGGCUUCAACCGUGAGAUUACGAGCAAUCUGCUGUUGGUCAUUCGCCGUCAGCAGCAGCUUAAGGUGACCGGCGACGAGGCCAUUUCAAGCUCUAACUCGACUGAGAUUGGCGCCAUGAACCUCCUGCAAAAUCUCUGCGAGUGUAUGCGUCUCUUGGAGAGAUCUGGCCAGAAGCCCGCUCUAAAUAAGCUACUGUCCCGACAGAGCUAUCCCCUGCGCCCUUCGGUUCUGGCUAUGCAGCUACAGCGGGAAGCCGCUUUUCAAACCAUAUACGGACGGGAACCUGCUCAGUACUCACAUGGUCAGGAGCUAAGGGCGAAUGCCGGACAGUUCCAGCAGCUUCGAUCGCGAUGGAAUUACUAUGCCCGCUUCUGCAACUAUGUUCAGCAAUUGGCACGCCUCCUACAGCUCAGGGAUCCCAAUCUGGAGUAUCACAAUUCGCAACUCCUCCGAAACGAUCCCUACGAAGUUAUAGGAGAGCUGAUUUAUGAGUGUGGAAUCACGCCGCUGGAGAUCGAGUCCAGUGUGGCUGCACUUCACCUGAAUCUCGUCCAUGUGAUUGCCCUCAACAUCUGUCCCGAGUUGGGAGAAGAAGCAACGACGAGCACGGCGAAGAAAUUACCACGGGUGGUGGCGCCGCAAAAACAGGAAUCCAUCCACAACUACAUGGCCCAGCACAACCAGCUGCUUGCCCAGAUUCUGCAGGCAGUGCAACUGGGCAGCCUGCCGGAUAGCGAAUUGGGCUUGGACUUUUCCUGCCUGGAACAUUUGAUGCAAAUGCCGGAGGUGGAGUGCCUGGCUGGCAUGUAUGAUGGAAAUCGCGUGCUGGCCGCCCUGAAUACCUACAAGUUGGACAGCGUAAGCUUGGAGAAAUUAGUGUCUGAUCGGGAGCAACUGCUGCAGAUCCUGCUGCUGGGCAUGGGUAAUCAAUCAGAAUCUCAAGAGCAACUCAAGUCAAGGAUCGACCACCUUAUUGCAGAGCUGAUCAAGCAAGAUCCGCGUCACAUCCAGCUCGUGGUGCACAUGAGUGACCUUGGCCUUCGUGCCAGUCUGCUAAAGGAGCACUUCACCCGCAUCUCGAGCAGCCAGCUGGCCAGGGAGCUCAUUGAACGGACCGUUCAACACCACAGGGCUGCCAAGGAGAUCCCACCCUUGCUGCGCUCCCAGCUUGAGCACACUCUGUCGGACAUAACCAUAUAUGCCAAGGUGUCUGCUCUACUGCAGUUCGAGAGCUGGCCACAAGCCUACGAUUUCGGCAGACAGACGCCAAACGUGAUCUUCGAGCAAUUGCUGCAACGGUGUCGUUUCGGCUUGUGCCUCGAAUGGAGCCGCGUGGUCUACCUGGCCGGUUCGGCAGGCCAGCAAAGAGUGUGCCUGCUGACCCUGCUGGAUGCUCUCUUGGAACUGAAGGACGGCGAAGAACUGGACGAGAACCUGUUGGGCAUUGUGGAGAUGUUCCCACCCAGUUCCCUGGUUAACUUUCUCGACACUCACAAGGAUAAGUUCAGGUCGCUGCCGCUGCUGCAGUGGGUGAUCGAUUACCUGGAGGGCCAUGCCCGUGACCCGCGGCUGUACAGGAACUACCAGCUCUCGUUGGAACUGCUCCGCCAAAUGGCACCUUCAGAGCGAUUGCAGUUUUGGAAAUUACUAAGACAUCCUCUGCUGAUCGUGGAGCAGCUGGUAAUGAAUGCCCGGUUUGAGCUUCUAGGCAAGCUGCUGGAGGCGGCUCGCACGAAGUUACAGAAGGAGAAACCCCUUGGUCCAUGUCCCUAUUGUUUCGAGAAGCGCGGUCACGUCUACGAUGUCCAGCCCACCUCAUCACCUGGAGCAGGCGGAGGUACUGCAGCCAAAGUGCGCUUCCAAUUGGGACAAACGACUUCGGAAGCCUUUAUCUUGCUGAACUUUAACUCCUACCAGCAGGAUCACUUCGUGGGCCAGGAGUGCUUGGACCUACUACUACGGAUUUACGCCAGCAAGGCAUUAGACUACCAUGUAGCCAAUUUAAGACCUGACUCCGAGCCCAGUUCCCUGGGCACGGAUGUUCAGAAUUCGCUGGAUUCCCUUUGCGGCGCCUUUGUGAUGCCUAAGCAAGCUCCGAGCCGCCAGCAAUGGACACGGGAUGAGGAGGCCAGUCACUGCAUGUGCUGUCGCCGGGCUGCUUUCACCAUGCUAAUGAGACGCCAUCACUGCCGUCGCUGCGGCCGCGUGGUGUGCUACGCCUGCUCCACCCAUCGGAUGCGCAUUCCGGAGCUCUACGACGAACUGGAGGUGAGAAUUUGCAACGAUUGUGCCAGCAGCUCGGCUCCCAGGGACCAAGGAGAUGGUGUCUCCAGUGAAAGGAGUAAUAUCUCCGGAUCUGGUUCGUCCUCGGGUUGCAGCGAAGUCUGCAAGUGGCGUCUCAGCGGGAUUAUCACCCAUGAUAAGGUGAUGCGCGAGGAGUUCAGCUACGAGCACGCACCGAGUGUGGCCCUCAGCUUGUCAAUCCUCCGCCAUCAUGUGGAACAGCGAAGCUGUGUUGAACUAUUGCUCUUUCACUGCCGCAAGCUGGAAAAGCUCAUUGUGCCGAAUCCGGAAGUGGACUACGGCCUGGUGGCCAAGAUGAUCAACUGUCUGGCCUUUGCCGCCAAGGUUCGCGGUGCCCCCGGAGAGUUUGAGAACAUUCGCGAGCACUCUGAGAUCGUUAUGGCUGUUGUGCAGCAGGGCUGUGAAUCCUUGAUACCAGCAGGACCUCUGAACAACCACAAUCUGCGCAAGCUAGCCGAUGCCUUGGUGGAGGCUGAACACUGGACACUGGCCCUAGAGGUGCAUCUCAAGUUCGGGUUCGCUACCACUGGCGUGAUGGCUGCUCAUGGUUUGGCUUGCCUGCGUGCUGGUUGCUACGAUGCAGCCCGCGAGAAGUUCGCCCACUGCAUGACAAGGCUUUCCAGCGAGCAGAUAAACAGCAGCAUCUAUAAGGCCAUUUUUGGAGGCUCUACUGCCACCGAAAGUUGCCCAAUUCUGCCCAAGAAGCGACCCCAAAGAGGUCCUGCUUUGCUCCAGGAAAUUCUUCUAUUGAUAGCUUCAUUGCCGCAGACUCAGCCCCAGCCGGAGACUCUGCACCGGGCCUCUCUCAUCCGAAGCUCGAAUUCUUCGCUAGCCUCUCUCUUUUCGCGACGCCGGGAGCCCUAUGUUCAGCAACGACCGCUCCAGGAGCCGGCUUUGAACGUGAUGAACGCCCUGGCGGGGCUCAAAAAUAUAGCCAAGGGAAACUACGGCGGACAAAUACCAGCCAUCGAGGAAGGACGUCGACAGGAGCGCGGUUUUGAGGAGUCCCUACACUACGUCCUCACAUACGGGAGCCACGGUGACAUCUUGACCUUCCUGAUGCUUCGCGAUGAGCUACGCCCGGCCCUGCGCUACUGGCAACUCCAUCAACUGGACGCUGAUCUCUUCAUCCAGCACAUCUUCCAGCCACAGCUGCAGUGCGGCACCUUGCCACUUCUGGUGGACGAACUGCAGCAGAUGGAGGAUCCUCAGCUCAGUUCGUGGCGUGUGCCGUUGCUUCAGACCUGCCGCCACCUAGAGCAGCAGCAACAGCUUAAUUCGCUUUACCAACUGCAGCUUCUCCUGAAGGAUCCAAUCAGGGCCAGCAUGACUUGCGUGAAGUUCUACGCCCUGAACUGCGAAAACUUCCAGAAGAUGCAGGCAAACGCUCAGCACUUGGUAUCGGCGCACAUGCACCUGCAGGGUGAGCUUGAUCUCGCCGAGUGGGAGCACCUGCAACGACAGCAGCAGCAACACCAGGGAAGGCGUGGCAGCGGGGCGAGUGCUGCCAGCGUAAGGGGCGCUUGCUUUGCCAUGCAAAUGGAUGCUAGGGCUCUUAAUGGACACAUCAACACCAUACGGCGGCAGCUGGAAGUGGUCAAGUUCCUGGCGAAAUGCGAGCGGGAACAGGCACCUGAUGAGCCGCUAAAAACUAUGCAAACGCUAAAGCAGAUCCGACUGGAGUCCAACCGAGGCACCCUGCCCACGCUGUUUGAAGGCGCCUCAGAUCGAAUCCAACUGGCCAUUCUGGUUCUGCUUUGCGGAAAGAAUAUAGACGAGGGAUUUGGCCUGGCCUAUGGAAUAAUGCAGGACUACAAGUUGGCCACCAUCAAGGUCUUUGGUCCCACUGCCAAGUAUCUAGCCAGAAAUCAGCGCCUGGCAGAGGUGGAGCGCCUUCUCGACUGCAUUGGAAGCAAUAAUGGCGACGGUGGGGGAGGAAUCUCCGUAGAGUCUGAUGAGAUCCUCUCCAUUGCCAUCAAUGCCGCUGUGCACAGCAACGUCCCCGAGACGAAGCACACACUCGACCGGCUUAUCAAUCGCAUCGGCAGUGUGGAACUGCGCAUCUCCUCCUAUAUCUACAUCGGACAACUCAAGUCCGCCUAUCUGCUGGCCAACAAGCACGAGCGCCUGAUGGACAUCCGGAGAAUCCUGCGGCAGGCGGAACUCACCGGCCAGGUGCACAUCAAGAAGCUGUGCGAGAUGAAGCUCCAGCUCAGUGCCCCGCCAACGUCUCUGUGAUAUCGUAACCCCUCGGGCAAUACCAAUUUACAAUUAGUUUUAAUAAUCAGAGCUUUUUAGCAGAUGUGAUUAGGCGAGAAAUAGAGAUUGGUAACUAUAAAUUGAUAUCUCUCGGGAUGUCUGCCCAAGCUCAAUUCAAUUGAGAUAAAGCUGCGUCUUGAGAUACAAUUUUAGAACUACCAUUUUACUAUUUGUUGCUUGAAAGCCUUUGAAUAGAAUGCCCCUCCUAUAUAUUCUCUGUCUGGGCUAGAAUAGGAAAUCUUUUUUAAUUAGAAUUUAAUAAUUGCCUAGAUAAAAUUUUAAUCUUUCCAAAGGGCCAGCAAGUAUUCCACCCUCGAGCUCAAAGACUCUCCCAAAUAACCAAAUUAUAUUAUAUUGAUUGUAUUUGUAUUAUCUCAA